Molecule: messenger RNA, 2097 nt
Organism: Cydia splendana
Lineage: Eukaryota; Metazoa; Arthropoda; Insecta; Lepidoptera; Tortricidae
Product: thiamine transporter 2-like
Exons: 7
Coding region: 149-1450 (433 amino acids)
Biological process (GO): vitamin transport; transmembrane transport
Cellular component (GO): plasma membrane
Molecular function (GO): vitamin transmembrane transporter activity
Source: RefSeq, a predicted model, not a curated record
AGUUGCAUUUAGCGCGAACCAAAAUUGAAAUGGUUCAGGACUUAACAUUACAGUCUACUGACAAGUUGUUCUUUGAAUGAGUGACUUUCAUUCUCUGCUGUUUACUAACUUAUAAUAACUUAUUCAUUCUACUUUAAUAUUAUUUAAAAUGUUGGAAUGGUUUAAAAUAACUCUUAUACUUUGCGCUUUUGGGACAUUACGUGAGAUUAGGCCAUCUGAACCCUUCGUUACAGAAUUUUUAAGUGGAGAAUGGCGAAAUGUAACCUCCGAGCAGUUGUUCCGUGAUGUUUACCCAGUAGGAACUUAUUCUUAUAUGGCAGUCCUAAUAGUGAUAUUUUUAAUAACUGAUUUUCUACGAUUCAAACCCGUGAUUAUUUUAUCAGGACUGUGCGGAAUAUCAAUCUAUGCUAUACUGCUAUGGACUACAAGCAUAGAAUGGUUGUAUGUGAGCCAAUUCUUGUAUGGAUUAUAUAUGGCUACUGAAGUCGCAUAUUACACAUAUAUGUAUGCAAAGGUGGAGACAUCGAAGUACGCGCGGGUGACGUCGCUGGCGCGCGUGGCGGCGCUGGCCGGCCGCUUCCUGUCCGGCGUCACCGCGCAGCUGCUCACGCACCUACACCUCAUGGACUUCCGAGAGCUCAACUACAUAACAUUCUCUUCUCAGAUACUGGCUACGAUAUGGGCAUUUUGGUUGCCGUCCGUAGACUUCGGGAUCUACUUCCACCGGCGCUCCUCUAUCAUAAGCAACUUUCAGGAGAAUCUCCACCCGCCUAAGGAUCAGAUUUUACCAAAAGUUAAGCAGAAGCAGUCGCUGACGGCGAACGUGUCGAGGGCUGCGCGGCUGCUGUCGCGGCACGCGGGCGCCGCGUACUCGCGGCCGCGCGUGCUCGCGUGGUCGGCGCUCUACGCAGCCGCGCUCGCGCUCUUCACGCACGCACAGUACUACAUGCAGGUGCUCUGGCAGCAGAUCCAGCAGCACGACGAACACAAGGUGGAUUACAACGGGGCAGUGGAAGCGGCAACGACGCUGGCGGGCGCGGCGGGCGCGCUGGCGGCGGCGAGCGCACAGCGGCCGGUGCUGCCCGCAGUCGCCGCCGCCGCGCAGGCCGCCGCCGCGCUGCUCACCGCCUACGUGCCCGACAUCUACCUGUCCUACGCCUGCUACGUUCUGCUCGGGACGCUCUUCCACUUCACCAUCACCAUGGCCAGUGCUAAAAUAGCGAGUCAGCUGACCGACGAAAGCUGUUUCGGGCUGAUAUUCGGCAUCAACAUGUUCGUGGGCGCGGUGCUGCAGUCGCUGCUCACGCUGGUGCUGAACCAGGCGCUGGCGCUGCAGGCCGACGCGAUGUACGCGGCGCUCGGCGCGCUCUACCUGCUGCUGGCGGCCGGCUGGCUGCUGGGCUGGGCCGCGCACACCUGCCGCCAGAAGAAGGCCGCCGCCGACCACUAGCACCACUACCUGACGGCUGGCUUGUAACAACUUCCGCAGGCACAGUACAGUUUUUGGAAAACCAGUAAUAUUCCCAAAGAAUAUAACGCUGGAGCGUUCGAUGCCAAUGAGAGGCCGAGGCUCACAGUCGUAGGCGUUGGUAUUGUCACGUUCAUUGAAGGCGGCAGCGCAAGUUACAUUUGUGCCUUUCCAUGCCAGUGUGCAUUUCAUGGUUUCCAAUCUCGUCUGUAAUUAUGAUCCUAACAUUAGGUAUUCGUUGAAAUGAGUUAGCCAAACUACAAUUGGUUAGACAUGUUUUCGUGACUUUUUUCUAUCGUGCCAACUUUAACCUUUUAAGGUAAAUUGCAAAUAUAGUCUAGUCUCUGUAUGAUUUUUGACUUGACAUGGCAUUUGACUUUGUAAAAACGUGUUCUUAAUUAAUGACUCGGUUUACCAUGUUACACAUACUCGUUUUUAUCACACUUGCAACAAAUCUUAAUUAGGUACAGUAAAAGUAAAAUAGACUGAUCUGCCAUGUUAUUAGUCAGCAUUUACAUACGAGUACGUAGGACGUUCAAUCCUAAGUUAUCUUCAUUUUAAUGUUGUAUGUAAUUAUUCUAAUUAUGUUAUGAACUUAUAACAGUUAUAUCAUAAGGCAUACCUAGCAU